Messenger RNA from Lucilia sericata (common green bottle fly), 390 nucleotides. RefSeq lists its product as uncharacterized. Bases 1 to 390 code for a protein of 129 amino acids. Lineage: Eukaryota; Metazoa; Arthropoda; Insecta; Diptera; Calliphoridae. The record is from RefSeq and is a predicted model, not a curated record. The transcript has a single exon.
AUGGCGUUCGGACAGCAUAUGAUUACCAACGGUAAUACUUAUGCACUUCUUCGAAAACUUGAAAUGCUUGACGAUAGGGAAGUGAAAUUUAACCGUGAAGAUUCGUUUAACAUCAUACGUGAUAGAGCCGCAAAGAAUAUGAAUCGACAACAAGAGCGUAAUGAAAGAUCUUACAAUCUGCGAUCGCGUGAGGUAAAUUAUAUUGUAGGGCAAGAAGUUUUCCGAAGAAACUUUAGCCAAAGUAACUUUGAAAAGGGUUACAAUGCAAAACUAUCGCCACCGUUUCUUAAAGCACGCAUUAAGGCGAAAACCGGAAAUUGCUAUUACGAAUUGGAAGAUUUAAAUGGUCGUUCUCUAGGUGUAUACCACGCAAAGGACAUACGUCAAUAA